ACCCCUUCACCCCGAGAGACUACUUAUAAUAUGAUAAGUAGGAUAUGUGCUUUCAGCUUUAACGAACCUUUGGAUUACGAUCACUUGGAUGUAUCAGCUGAAAUGAAUGAGAUGUUUCAAUUUAUCCACUACUACUCACCUGAAACAAUUGAACUGAAAACGCGGCUUUACCCCUUUAUUCCUGAUUAUAUACCUGCGGUUGGGGAUGCAGAUGCCUUCUUGGGGGUACCUCGUCCCGAUGGGAAAUGUGAUAAUUUGGGUCUCAUCCAACUAGACGAACCGAGUAUCACUCAGUCUGAUGCGAUACUCCUGGAUUUACAGCUUCGAGCUACCUCGAAGCAGAAAACAACAAAAGAAAUGGUAGUCAAAGUUGUUGAAGACCCGGAGAAAAACGUGAAAGAAGUUGAAAAGUGGAUUAAGGACAUCACUGACCUCCACCUUUCCAAACCACCUCCCAAAGUUCACUACCAAAAUCCGAUGCCAGAUUUGACGAGUCUUAUGAGUGAAUGGCCGGAGGAUUUCGAGGAAACGCUCAAAACAGUUGACCUUCCAAAUGCCUCUCUAGACUGUAGCCUUGAGGAUUACAUCGACAUUGUGUGUGGUAAGUAUUCAACAAGUAUUUAUUUAUUUAUAUCAAAUGGCAGGCAUUUUGAUAGUUAUCAUUAG
This is a messenger RNA of Rodentolepis nana, 666 nucleotides long. The record is from the annotation of a GenBank genome assembly. NCBI's taxonomy places the organism in Eukaryota, Metazoa, Platyhelminthes, Cestoda, Cyclophyllidea, Hymenolepididae.